Molecule: messenger RNA, 2172 nt
Organism: Letharia lupina
Lineage: Eukaryota; Fungi; Ascomycota; Lecanoromycetes; Lecanorales; Parmeliaceae
Exons: 3
Coding region: 1-2172 (723 amino acids)
Source: RefSeq, a predicted model, not a curated record
AUGUACUCGGCGCCGCUCCCAGUAUCAUCGUCAAUGAAUGGUAUGGGAGGCAGCAUGAUCGAUGGAUCGGGUACUAUCAACCCAGCAGCAUUGAACACGCCCGUCGCGGUCUUACCGAAUCCGUCCUCGAUCAACGCGCACAUAAAUUCUCGCGGUCAGAAGAGAAGCCGAUCACCAGAACACAGUGGCGAUCAGUUCGGCGGUGGAGCCGAAGAUGACGAUCAGAAGCCGAAAAAGCGCGGAAGGCCUCCGAAGUCCAAGCUCUCCGUAGAGGGUCCAGCUUCUCCAUCUUCGCAACAGGUAACACACAAUAACCCAGACCAGCUACGGACUCCGCAACUUCAGUCGCAUGGUCUUCCCCAGGACGUGAGUGGCGUUCCGACCCAGAAGUCUCCACCGAAGUCGACGCCCACCAAAACAGUGAUCAAGGCAUUGCCGACAGUCAGAGAUCAUACCACAGAUCAAUUGAACCACGAGGGGGAUGAAUAUAUACCAAGGGAAUACGACAAUGCAGGAGAGGAAAAGGUCAACGCACAAGGUUUUCCUCAAGGAGGUCGUCAAUUCAAGAUUCGGACAUUCUACGUAGCGGACAGAGAAGAGAAGCGAUUCAUGCUGGCAACAGAGUGCGCUCGCGUCCUAGGCUACAGGGACUCCUAUCUACUUUUCAACAAAAACAGAUCUUUGUUCAAGAUCAUUGCUUCGCAAAAAGAGAAGGACGAAUUGAUUCACCAAGAGAUUCUUCCUUAUUCGUACAGAUCACGGCAGAUCGCCAUCGUCACUGCAAAGUCCAUGUUCCGCCAAUUUGGUGCUAGGGUGAUUGAUAACGGAAGGAGGGUCCGAGACGAUUAUUGGGAAGCGAAGGCUAUAAAGCAGGGUUUUACCGAGGAAGACAUGGCCGGCGACAAGCGACCAGGAGCUGGGAAAGCAAGGGAGGCGGCUUCCGCUCUUGAAAACAACAAUCCUGUUGACACUGGAGGACCUGGCCAGCAUCAAGAAAUCAUUUACGCAGACCCUAAUAUAGGGAGCCCAAAUCUUCCUCACGGUUACUUAGGAGGACUCCCUCCCAUGCCCGAGGAUUCCCGGCUGCGAGCUUAUGGCACCAUCCAGCGACCGAGGCAGGAGAUGGGGGGUCCAUCCUAUCAAGAUAAAACGCAAACCAGUCCUAUUACAGACGUGCUGCAUCAAUCCUCCAAUGCAGCAGAGAACAACAAGAACUUCACUCAUCAGCGAGCGAAUCGAGGCAAGAUUAUGACGGACCUCUGGAACCGGGAGCGUGAGACGCCAGUUUCAUCGCCCCAGGGAUUGGAUCAAAGCCCAAUGGCCGCUCAGUCACCACACUUGCCGUCAAGCACAAUGCGAAACAACCAGCAAUCUAUGCUUCAACAUCAAGCCUCCCAGAUGAUGAGCCCACAGCAAGCUUACUCACAUCAGCAACAACACCACCACCAAAACCCUCACGCCCAAUCUCCCGUCCGCAGCGGCAUGCCACCAUCCAUGCGCCCUGAACUGCAACAACCCCGCUCGUCUCUCUCUUCUUCCUAUUCCGGCCAUGGUCAACAAACGUCCCCAUACGGUUAUCCUCCCCAAUCUCAGAUGUGGGGCCAUCCACCCCCACACCCCCAACCUCAACAAUCCCCCCUCUCGUCCCACCACCCCAAUCUGCCUCACUAUAGUCCCUCCUCCCAUCACCAACAACCGCCGCAACUCCAACAACAACAACAGCAGCAGCAGCAGCAGCAACAGCAACAGCAACAGCAACAGCAACAGCAACAGCAACAGCAACAGCAGCAGCAGCCACCGCCGCAGCCGCAACAGCCACAGCCACAGCAACACCACCACCCUUCCCAAUCACCUCACCCACAACAAGGACAUCCACAACCACAGCUCCAUCACAGCCAGAGCAGUGGUUCCAUGCACGGCGGCGUAAGCUACCAGACCAUGCCCGGCAUGCCCGGCCCGCCUGGAGGGUACUCGCAAGCUGCAGCAAUGGCGGGAGUAAGAGCGAUGUACCCGCCGCAGAGCGCCAGUCCAAGUCAGCAGCAGUACCUGCAUCAACAGACGACGGCCGCGCAGCAAGCGGGGAUGCAGGGCUGGGCACCGCCACCUCAGCAGCAACAACAGUGGGGACAUCAGCCAGGAGGGCAGGGGUAUCCCGCUAGCACUGGAUACUGA